Molecule: messenger RNA, 790 nt
Organism: Acanthoscelides obtectus
Lineage: Eukaryota; Metazoa; Arthropoda; Insecta; Coleoptera; Chrysomelidae
Source: the annotation of a GenBank genome assembly
CGAUAGGUACCUUUUCCCCCUCUCCGGACGUCCCUGGUUUCCUACGCUGCUGACAGCACCGCGGCGUCGCGUUCGGCCAUGGCUAACUCGAUUCAGUACACACCGCGUCUCACCUUACGAAACACCUGACUAUCGCGAACGUCCGCCAGUCGGUGCGCGCACUAAUUGUUUCCAUCCCGUAUCAACAAGUAUUCUGUGUCUGUCAUCGAAAGAAGUGACAACCGCGUGAUAUACGAACCUUACGGAACCGACCAUCGUGCCGAUAUGUAUCGGUUCACGAAAGACACCAGUUCGCGGAGGUUAUUCGUGCAAGGUACCACCUCGGAUUCGGUGAGUCCAUCUCCUGAACCCGUCGACCUGAAGGCCAUCCACACCAAGAAAAGGCUCUCCACGGAGGUGCUCGGUAGCUCUCUCGAGUCUGUGAAGACCAGCAGGUGUGGUGACGAUGGAAGAAGGAGGAUCACCACCAAGAUCUUGAGGAAGGUCACUACGAUGACCAGGGGGGAAGAGCAAAGUAGAGAUGAAGAUCUAGUCAGACAAGCCAAUGUGAGGAGCAUCGAGAGUGGCAAGGAAGUGGUCGAGUGUACGAAUAAGAAAGUCAAGGUUAGAGCGACUGUAUGGUUAAAUUCUUCGGUUCACUUAUAUUAAAGGAAUUUCUGUCCAACAUUCCUAGAGGUAACAGGUGGUAUUAGGAAUAUCCAUCGGAAUCGGGAGAAUGCUUCAAAUUUGUAAAGGUUGAAGGUUUAAGAUUCCAUGAAAGUUUUAUCUGGAGUCUAAUUUUUAUAGCUUA